AGAAUAUUAGCUGUACAGUUUUCUUUCUUUCUUUUUUGUUCCUUGUCAAUUAUUAGUCAAUUAAUUAGAUCGGAGAACAAUCAAUCAAAUGGAGUUAGGGGAACUGUGGGCGAUCUUCGGUCCCGGCGUCGCUGGCGCAGUGUUCGGUGCCGGCUGGUGGUUUUGGGUCGACGCCGUCAUAUGCAGCUCCGUCAAUGUCUCUUUCGUCCACUAUUUACCUGGAAUAUUUGCUUCUAUCGCGGCUUUGAUGUUCAAUUGCGUUAGGAAAGAGGAUAUUGAUUACUCUCCUUAUGAUGAAGGCGAGUGGAGGUUGAAGCUCUGGCUUUUCUUUGCUUAUGUUGUAUCCUUUGUCUCACUAGCUGCUUCAGUUGGCCUCUUGAUACAAGACUCACUAGUGAAAUCUGGUCCUUCAAUGUGGACGGGUACUGCAGGCAUCUUACAGUGUGUGUUUGUCUUAAUCAGUGGGCUGAUAUAUUGGACUUGUCACUCAGAAUAACACAUAUAUAUACAACCUAAUCCGCCAGUUUGGAGCCUGAGACUUGAGAAGUGAGGUAUCCUUUGUAAUUAAUCAAUGGUUUAAGAUGGUUAGAAAAUUGUUUCACUUUCAUAAAUAUUGUAUUCUACUGUCAUGAGUUUGAUUAUGAAAGAAGGAUUGAUCCUCUUCCCAUUUGGAUA
Molecule: messenger RNA, 675 nt
Organism: Gossypium raimondii (Peruvian cotton)
Lineage: Eukaryota; Viridiplantae; Streptophyta; Magnoliopsida; Malvales; Malvaceae
Exons: 4
Coding region: 89-496 (135 amino acids)
Biological process (GO): protein targeting to vacuole; late endosome to vacuole transport via multivesicular body sorting pathway
Source: RefSeq, a predicted model, not a curated record